Messenger RNA from Spirometra erinaceieuropaei, 11732 nucleotides. NCBI's taxonomy places the organism in Eukaryota, Metazoa, Platyhelminthes, Cestoda, Diphyllobothriidea, Diphyllobothriidae. The record is from the annotation of a GenBank genome assembly.
AUGCGCACAAGUACGUGUAAGUCUAAACAUAAUUUAAGUUGUUCUGGAUUUGUGGCAAUGACUGAUAUGGAGAAAUUUUUGAAGCCGUAGAUUGCUGACAAUAAACACAAUAAAGGUCCGAAUAAAGGUUUUAUAAAUUAAAAUUGCACAGAUCUGUCCGUUUACAUGAACUUAAUAACACAGUGUAAUUGGAUACAGUACAAAUUGUAGUGUUGAUUGGGGGCAGGCCAACUCAUCUUUAAACCUGACGAUAACCGCAACACUAACCCUCACCCUAAUAAUUCUCUUAAUAUUAACAUAAAUCCCACCCCAAAACGCUAGUCCCAACCAUCACCCUAAUCCUAGACAUAACCUUAACCACAAUCCCAACCCUAAUUUUGUGCUUCUUAUGAUAAAAUUCGACCGAAAGAACAUACGUGCUUCCAGUUGGAAAUUUGUGCCAAUCCACCAGUCGUCAGAUUAGUACACUAAUUAUAAGUAUUAAAACGCCCGAUCGUGUCUUUUAAUCUGCCGAAGGGGGCCAAUUUGCAGUCAAAAGGACGACGUCAGAAAACAUAGGAGAUUUAUUCCCAGUGCUUCGCCACCUUGUUGUGUGCUACACUUGACGCCCUCGGCUGUUUCACGCCGCGAAUCUUCUAACAACCCGCCCAGAAACAAACCAAUAAUCGAAGAGGCGUUAACAACCAAUAGAAAGCGUGCGCAACGCCUGCCAACCCCAUAGGAGUUCGAGCUGCGAACCUCCUAGUGGGUUCAUCGCUUCAGACGACACCGUGUCGGUUUACCGUGGUGAGUUUUGCCUGUCUUUCGAGCCGGUUCCUGCUCAUGACUCAACCGCAUCUGAAAAUAUUGGUUUCGCACCCUUUAAAGUGCUUACACUAAUAUAAUAGAUCACUAUGAGGAAAGACGGGUUGCAUUAGCCUAGCCGUCGCCUACCCAGCGCGUCCGCAAUUGGCGCGUAGUGGAACAACCGUUCAGUGUAAGUUAACUGCGAAUUAAACAGGCCUAGAUCUGACAAAUAAACAGUCACGGACCAGCAGGGUUCGGACGCCGAGGUCUGGCACGCUUGCCACAUCUGCCUUAUUGUUAGACCUUUAAGCCAAAGCGCUAAAGGGGACAACCUCAAACAAUCUGAGCGACUGUUGGGGACCCGCCUGUAUUCGAAAUUCCCAAGCAACCUCAUGAAAUAUGUUCGACUCCAGUAUUACGACCCAUUCUACACAGGAAGCGACGCGCCCCGCAACCCUGGUCCAGUGGUGCGGGCGAAUAGUAUGCGAGCUGGACUACUCAAUCGGUGCCGGACUCUUGGCAUUGAAUGCUGGAAUGUGCGAACGUUUCUGAAUCCCGGUACCCAAAGUCUGACCGCGCUCAGCCUUAAUAAGUACGAUGCAGAUGUCUGCUGUCUGUCUGAAGUUCGACUUCCUGACUCAGGCUCUCGAGUAACAAAGAUCCCCGGAGUCGAAUCACACUUCACCCUGUACCACAGCGGCCCGCGUGACUCUUCUGGCAGACACGGCGUGGCUAUCGCCCUCUCGCAACAAGAGGACCUCGUGUUACUUGCUUGGGAACCAGUCAAUGACCGGAUGGCCUACGUGCGACCGAUAAAGAGACGUUUUACUGACAGUUGCAAGCGUUAGUUGAACGAGUCCCUUGCCGCGAUCUGCUGAUUAUCGCCGGGGGUUGGAGUGGUCGGACUGUACCUGGCGACUCCACGAACAGUCAUCUUCAUCGUCGCUUUGAGCUUGGUCCCCGAUAUUAAAAGGACGAGAGAUUGUUGAACUUCGUUGAUCAGAACCGACUGCCUGUCACCAACACGGGUUUCCAACAUCACCAUACAGCUAGUCAGAUUAAUUACCUACUAGUCAGCUUAAGGUUCCGCAGCUGGGUUCACGAUAGCAAAUCUAUGCGUGAUGCCGAAACUGGUAACGCCCAUGGGUCGGACCAUGUCCUCAUUCGUACGCUUGAUAAGCCACCUCUCCUCCGUACCAAAAAUGUCCACGCCCUAGACGCCUCGUCGUCGCAAAAAUCAGGCAAACCAGCACUGCCGAGGUCCUAAACAGAGAUAUCCGGUUCUGUUUUACGGCCCGAGCCGACGGAGAAGGCAGUAUUUACUUACUUGUACUUGAUACGGCUGCGAUCAUGCCUGAUCUAGCCGCCUCGGUGAUAUCACGAACUGUACCUCUCCACGCGUGACGAUCCGCGGCAGCAGAUCUGGACAGCUCAACCCAUUCCCUUCGCCAACGACGUAGACCGAAUACCGAAGGUCCAAGAACCACCAUGUCUUGACGAACUAUGUCGAGCCAGGUUUUGAACUGAUCCCCUCUUCGACGCCUUCAAUGGGGCAACGGUACCGGAUAGAGGGCAGUAACACUUAGCUCCUGAGGUGGACGACGAAGGACAUGCCAAAACCACAUCCGUCCUCUUUCUUGGAUGAUCUGGGUUAUCCUUGCGAUGUUGUCGCAGCGAAAGCGGACUGUCUCAUUUGAGACGAAGUCGGUGAACUUCACUCGAAGGGUGGUCCUCAAGCAGUGGUGGUCAAAUACCUCCAGUUUUCGCACGAUCUCCACGCGCAAAGUCCAACAUUCACAACCGUAGAGAAGGACAGACCGGACAGAUGCACGGUACACGCGAAUCUUAGUGGCGAUGGAGAGGUCACGUCGGAUCAAUGGGCAUUUCCGAAGGCUUGAGAAAACCCAGCGGGCAGCAUCGAUUUGGGAGACAAUGUCGUCCUUACUCUGUCCAUUAGGCAGCAGCCUCGUCCCGAGGUAUUUAAAACUGUCUACUCCUUCAAGUUGACAGCCAUCAAUCCCGAGGGGUGCCUUCUGGUCAGGGAUGCAACUUGAGAACACUGGUCUUCCCAGCGUUUAUGGAUAAACCGACCGAUUUAGCGACCUCGUUCACCCGUGACACCAUAGACUGCAGAGCACCAAAACUUGAAGCAAGUAAGGCGAUAUCCUCAGCAGUAGCUUGUGAUAGUCACUGAAAACGUCAGUCUAUGGAGCAGUUGAGAAAAUCCUUGGAUAUUUAAAUGAAGAGGAAGAGGGUUCGAGCACCGGAACAUUUUGUUUACUGUCUUGAGUUUUUGGACUCGUGUAGGAGUCCAUCGUCAGAGAUAGUAGUAGCAGCAGAACAAGCGACAGUUAUAAAGCAUGUAGGCCAAUCAUCGACCGACGGCGCAAGAUUAGAAGUGACUACGCAGGGCUCUAUACGCCGGCGCCAGAUCGAUAAAUCGAUCAACUGAAUUCUCAUCCGGGGCCCAGGCCUCAAUCAGUUGUCGGCCUGUUUUGUUUACGGCGUGGGCGACUAUUUUGGUGGCCGCGAAGUUAAACUCGUGACCCACUUCGUAGGUGUGGGCGGCCACUUCUGAUAAUGUGUCGCCUCGUCGCACAGCCGGCUUAUGUUCGUGUAUGUGCGAUCCGAACAUGCGUCCAGUCUGACCUGUGUAGUUACAAGGACAGUUUUGACACGGGAUGUGAUACACCACUCUAGAUUGCUCUUCAGACUUUAACCGGUCUUUAGUUUUCAUGACCCUCUUACGCAUGGUGGCUUUGGGCGGUGUGCAAUUCCAACACCUAGCUCCGCAGCAAUGCGCACGGUCGCUUCUGAAAGGCCCUUAAUGUAUGGCAGAGAAUGCCAUAUCGUCGGUGUUGUUGUUGUCUGAGUCCUCCGAGGGCGACCGCGUAGGCAGCGACUUAUGAAUGCCCUCGGAUAGCCAUUUUGCACAAACUGCUCGUUGAGAUAACGGGCCUCACGUGCUCUGUCCUCCGGUUUGCUGCAAUGAGUUUGGAUCCGUUUGAAAAGCGUCUUAACAUAGCUUCGUUUGUGAGCCACGGGAUGAUUUCUGUGAAAACUGAGAAGCUGUGUGGUGUUCGUUGCCUUCCGCCAACUUUGAAACAUGCUGGCAAAAUCGGCCAUGGAUGACGGAAGCAAUAUUUUGCUGAAAUAACGACCUCCAUGGAACAGGCCUCGAACGUUGGUGACACUCGAAAACUCUACCAACUUAUCCUCCAAGUUGGUGGCAAGCCCUUACACUGAGUGACUCUGUUCGUUACGUGAAUGGUGACUUUAUUGCUGGCAACUCGGCCAAAUUAGAGCUCUGGCCGAGUACCAUCUCAACUUCGAUACCCAACCCACCACGCCCUUGCUCCCCUUUGCAGCUGCGUUUCUUCCCUCUCCAACCCAUUUAGUACCAUGCGACACCCCUUCUGGGGGAGAGGAAGAGGUGGCGGAUGCCAUAUGAAAGCUACGCAACAAAAAGUCACCGGAGAAGGUGGUAUAUCUGCUGAAAUCUACAAGUCUUGUGUUGACACUAGCGCCUUGGCUCAUGAAGUGCUUGAGCAAGCAUGGAGAGACGAGGUUGUUCCUGAUGAGUGGGGCUCAGGCAUCCUUUUACCUUUCCUCAAGAAUGGACAUAAGACAAGAUGCAAGAACUUCCGCGGCAUAAACCUUAUCGACUCCGCGAAGAUUUUCACUAUUGUCCUACUCAGGCGAUUCCAGGCUGUGCGUGACUAGGACGAGGCCUAACCAAGCCGGCUUUCGUGCUGGACGUGGAUGCGCAGACCAGGUAUUCACACUAAGGCACGUUUCCGAAUUUUGCCAUGCCUACCAACAACGGACAACCGUCUGCUUUUUUGACUUUGCCACCGCGUUCGAUUCCGUCCAUCGUGACUCCCUAUGGCGGACAAUAACUCUAUAUGGUGUACCGCCAAAAAUCAUCACCAUUGCCAAGGCCUAUUAUCGCCCCACCACCGAGCGUGUCCUAGUCCGCAACAAUCAUCCCAACUGUUUGGUAUUCGGUCUGACGUUCGACAGGGUUGUAUACUGUCGUCCAUCCUCUUUAACUACGCUAUUGACAGGAUUCUCGGGGGGCCCUAUACGAAGGUGACGAUGUUGAAUUUUCACUCGACUGACUGAUCCCGACAAUGCCGAUGAUGUUGCCAUACUUGCUUCAAGUUUUGGUGAUCUGCAGUCCAUGGUGUCAGGGGUGAACGAGGUCGCUAAGUCGGUCGGUUUAUCCAUAAACACUUGGAAGACUAAAGUGUUUUUCGGCUGUAUCCCUGACCAGGAGAAGGCAUCUCUCGGGAUUGAUGGCUGUCAACUUGAAGAAGUAGACAGUUUUGACUACCUCGGGGUGAGACUGCUGCCGAAUGGCCAGAGUAAGGAUAACAGUGUUUCCCGAAUUGAUGCUGCUCUCGGGGUUUUCUCAAGCCUUCGAAAAUGCCCAUUGAUCCGAUGCGACAUCUUCAUCGCCACUAAGAUUCGCGUGUACCAUGCAUCUGUUCGUUAUGUCCUUCUCUGUGGUUGUGAAUGUUGGGUUUUGCGCUUGGAGAUCGAGCGAAAACUGGAGGUAUUUUACCACCACUGCUUGAGGAACAUCCUUCGAGUGAAGUGCACCGAUAUCGUCUCAAAUGAGACAGUCCUCGCUUGCUGCGAUAACAUCGCAAGAAUAACGCUGACCAUCCAGAAAAGACGAUUGAGGUGGUUCGGGCAUGUUCUUCGUCGUCCACCUCACGAGCUCAGUGCUACUGCCCUCGAUCCGGCACCGUUACCCCAUUGGAGGCGUCGAAGAGGGGGUCAAUUCAAAACCUGGCUCGACACAGUUCGUCAAGACUUGGCGGUGGUUCUUGGACCUUUGGUAUUCGGUCUCCAUCGUUGGCUGAGAGAAUGGGUUUAACUUUUAACUGUCCAGAUCUGCUGCCGCGGAUCGUCACACGUGGAGAGGUAAAGUUCGUGAUACCAUCGAGGCCGGCUAGAUCAGGCAUGACCUCAGCCGUACUAAGUACAAGUAAGUAAUAGGUAUUUAAUAUAUACUCGUCUUUUCACAACCAGAUGUCUAAUUACUUCCAGCUUAGCAAAUGCUGACCUAAUGUAUAUAAAUUGAAGCAUGAAAUAUGUCAUGUAGUAUAUAUAGGCUGGAUGAAGACGGGGAAUUCCCAGUUAAAUGUGGAUACCCUGACGCUGACAGAAAAUGGGUACCUUCCAUUAGUAUCAUUGUAAUCCAGUUUAGCCAAGCACUUCACACAAACAGUGCACUAGUGUUUCUGAUACUAGCAAUGUGUGCGACAUCAUAGACUUCCUACCGCUCGUAAAAAACUCCAGUAGUUCCAGUUUAGUGCCAAGUACAGCCCAAUCUGAAGGUGGACAUCGCUGCCCGACAGUGGCAAAUUGACCAGAUAUUGCCAUCUGGGUUUAUGGCUUAUUCAUAAACGCUCUUGAUAAUGCCUUCUGGAGUCUGAGUUUGACCUCUGAGACCCUUUGACUUGGUGGGAAGUAUGCCUGGCUGAUAACGACCGGUAAGCCAUUCCGAGGUCUCUUGUUUUGUCGGCAACUCUGUUACAUAUUGAUUGAACUAUAAGUUGUCUAUAGUUGCUCUAUAUUUACACAGCCUGUUUGUUUCUGACAUGAAAUCCCCAAAUAGGUACAGGUCCACUGUUCCGUCUAGAACGCGUGUUUAGGCUUGUUACUGGAUUGGCAUGCAGGGGUUCGAAGUGCUUGACGGUCCCAAUUUCUGAGAAAUAAGCCCGACUUGGAAAUCAGGAAACGAGAUCGUUCCGCGCUCUGGCUCCGCUUUAGCUUUAAAAGUAUUCGUUUCUGUUAACCCUAUGCAAUCAAAACGGCGUUUACGGUUUGUUGCUAAGCCAAGAAGAGGACUCCGGCUUAUUCACAGGCGUUUUCAGAAUCUCUUCGAGAGACUUCUUCAUUUUAUAUGCAGAACAUUAGUCGGUGUCAGCUGUCUGACAGACCGUAGGAAUGCGAAACGCUCAGUCAGAAGACGGGUAUCCUGGAACGGAGUUGAACAGGGGGUACCUUAAACUAGCCACCAUCUGAGUUACUAGGGUUUGCCUGCCGGCGCUGUGAGCAUUUUGUAUUCGUUUAUCUCUGACAAUGAUCCGAUCCGCCACCUAUCCUUGAAAAGGGUGACGCAUCAAACAAUUGGCUUUUCUAUUUGCCAGCCACAGAAAGCGUUUCAGAAGACUUGACCUAUCCAGGCUUCAGCGGAGCCAGUUACGCAUGAACCGUGCAAUAGCUUAAAUAAAGGUGGAUGAUUAUAUUGACCCCGACUCAUUUUCCCCAUGCCACGUUAUUACAGCGGACAUGCUCGCAAGUUUUAAAACCGUGCUUCUACCUUCGAUCUCGAGAGGUGCCACUAACAGUUUGUUAACAGCCUGUGAAUUGGAUUGCAUAAUGAAGUAGGACUAACCGCUACCUGCUUGCUAUCUAAAAAAGGUCUCGAAUCCAUAUGAAGUUCGAGUUGAUAGAACAGAAACUAUGCCCAUGUCGAACCUGAACAUGCUCCUUCUAAGUUUCCGUUCCAAGUUGGCGUGUGCCCCUUGCUAACGUUAACUUUAUGGUCUGGUUCGUGUGCGUGUUGGAUCCCACAAGCGUACGACAUACGCAGAAGCACAUUAAGCCACUCUGCCCCCACUCAUUUCUGAUUGGCCUUGCCAAUGGAGGCGUGGGAGGCGAGUGACAUAGUGGUCCUCGGCUCUCACGAUGGACGAACUUUUGGGUUGCCCAUAGGGGACGGCGCAUAUCACCUCAUAACAGAACCCCUUCCCUACUGAAUUUGUGUAUUUUUUCAAACUCUCUUCUUUGCUCCCAAUUAAGGCAGUGUUGUCAGAAUCUAGAAAAGUGUGUCUUUAAGAAUUGGCAGCAUUUUUUGUCCGCGGCUUUAGUCGUUAAUUCCUGCCCAACAAAGUCUCAGCUAUGCACUCUUUUGCUGGGUAUGGGUUCCAUACCCGCACACACACUUCCUUGCUGAAAUAUACUUAACCAUCAAGACAUUUUCAGAUUUCUGAGUAAUACUUCCUUUUGCUCGCCGCGUAACUUGGCUUUAAAUUUAUGCUUAUUGGUGCACUUUACACCGACUCCUGUUUCAGAUGUCUUCUCAACUUGACUGGGCUGCCUUGCAACCAGAGGGGAUAAUGGACACUUUAGAUGGGCCCUCUGAACGCAUUGUACGUGCCACUUGUAUCAAUAUUUUUCAGGUUUUACUCCUUGACAGACGUGGAGAGCAUCUACGGAACGAUGAAACCUGGAAAGACCUGACGGAACAAGUGAAGGAAUUCGUAACGCUAAAGCAGGAAUUUAAUUCCAAAAAUGAAUUUUAUUUUUGCGAACUAGCUGGAAAAAUCGGCUUCCAUCCUGUAAGAGCAACUUACGGAUGUCCUCUCAGUACUACCUCUAUUUUUAAACACUCCAGUUAAUGUUAACGAAAUAAGAUGCCUCUUUGCAAAGUACUAAUUCAUGCCUGCAAGUUUUGAAGUUGAACCAACACCGUCGACAGACAAGUUGAGAAUACAGUAGGUGGGCUAACUCAUGAAAUGUCAACCGAAAUUCCGAAAUGCGUUUUCGUUUCGGAAAGAUUAAGUAAGUAGGGUUGUAAAACUAAUCAUCGUGCAACAUAAUUCCGUAGUAAUUCGGUUACCUCAGGAUGCCAGCUUUCGAACAAACUUUUUUUCCGGCUGCGUGGAAAAACUAUACCCCGUAAAAAUGACUACUCAGUUAGCAAGCAUUUUUCUCAUUAAUUUUAGAUGUCCUUAAGAAUUCAACUAUACUUCAUGAAAAACAUGCAUAAAAAUAUUCAUUCUUUCGCUUACUCGGUAGGAAAUUACGUCUUCUUCCAACUUAAUAUUCAAAGGAAGGGUAUAAUUCGGUUUACCAAAACUUUUCCAAUUCCCGAAUAAUUUUGAAGCUUGACCUGCCGUUGCACUUGCAUUCAGGGUUUCCAAACUACAAGCCAUAUACUUUCCGCGUACGGGAAACCAUACAUUUCUCUAGGGUAUUAUGAGGAGGCCAUAUUGAGUUCAUAACAUUUAACAGCGGACUUGACCCAUUUUGUUAGCUUUAAAAGCCACAUCGGUAAAUGCAGAGAAAUAACGUUUUAUGAACGUCCAUCUCACGGUACUUAAAAGUCUCACAAUUAGAGACUUUUUCUAAGCCCGAAUUAUACCGUUCUUUCGAGUAUAAAAUUGAAAUAAGGCGUAAUUUCUACCGACUAAGCAAAAGAAUGAAUAUUUUCGUCAUGUUUUCCAUGAAAUAUAAUUGAAUAUUAAAGGCCAUCGAAAAUCAAUGGGGAGAAUGCAUGCCAUUUAAGUAGCCAUUUUUGCAGAGUAUCCUUUUUUCAUGCAGCCGGAAUGAAGUUCGUUCGAAAGCCAGCAUCCUGAGAAAGGUCUCAGAUCUGACCUCCGACCCAGGAGAUCCAAAGCAAAGCGGAGUCGUCUGUAUCCUCAUGUGCGGUCAUUGUAGACCGAUGGAAAUCACCGCCAUGUGACUAAAUACUGCUGACCUCAACCGACCCCAGGCAUGGGCUCGCGACCAAAGUGGCAGAUCGUUCGAUUCAAAGUGUCUGAUAGCUAUCUUGGCUUUCCUUGCUGAGUUCAAUAUUGCUGACCUAGAUCAGAUGUCACCGCCUAUCUGAGAUCGGCUCAAAGCAUGAUCUGACACAACCCCCUCAAGAUGUAUCUCCAAGUUCUUCGUCAUUAGAAGAGAAUCAGGUAUUAUAUACACUUGCGUAGGCUGGACAAUGCUAUAAUAAACGAAUUAACGUGCAAGUCACCGUCCCUGCUCUCACUCUUCUGUGGAGCACAACACGGUGGGCAUCGUCGUAGAUGACAGUUCACCUGUCAUCAAGUAAACCAAAACUGGUCAUUCCAGUCUCGUUUUCCUCCGUAUCCCUUCUCGGUUACUUUACAAGGACCCUAGACUGAAACUCCAAUGCAAAGUAAAAUUGUUCGUAUUCUUUCAUGCAAUCAGUAUAGGUCGGUAAACAUUAUAUGCGGUUGCGGAUCUCCCUGAUGCACAAAACGCCCCCCCCCCCUGGUAACCGUUUCUUCCCGUUCUUUGCAGCUUCAAGACGACUUAUGGAUGCAAGCGGAUAGCAGCGUGCUAGAUAAGUUUUUCAAGACUGUGAAGGCUGUCAACGCAGCUGAGGAGUACACCGACCUGUCUGAACUCUUUGGCCCCAUCGAAAGCAUUGCCGUUUCGGGUCCACCAGACAAGAUCCUGCGCUUGAUUGUCAUCUACACCAGCCUCUCCUCCGUGCCAGUAGUUCCUCAGCAGCUUUUAAUGAGUCUGGCGGAGGGGCACAAGGCCUUCAUUGAUGUCGUCUACUACGUCCCCCUAGGGCGUGUCAAUUGGAAACCCGCGGUAUGCUUACAUUUCACCCUUCCAAAAGAGUCCACAUUGGCCAGCAUCCGCUUGCCCUAGCUUGCCCACAGAACACUUUAUAUGUCUCUAGGGGUCACAGGAUGACUUCUCUCUGCAUGCAGACUUCCACGACGUCGAAUGCCCCCUGUGUCGGGCGGUCAUAAUUGCCUCUCCCUCUCUUCGGUAUCGUUCAUCUCCUUGAAUUCCUUUGUCUUCACUUCGCGUAGCACAGUCCGGACCGGCGCGACAAUGAAUAGGAUGUUUCAGAGCGAGUUGGGCAGUACUCGCUGAUGACACUACACGCUUUCGACCAAAGUACAUAUGCAAUUCAGCAUUCUGGGUUGACGCCAGUUUUCUUCAGCACAUCGAAUUUGAUUUAACUCUUAUGCUGUUGUUUGGCAGGAAAUUGCACCUCUGUGCCAUUGACCCUAGGCGAUCCCAACCAAAACCCACAGAUCAUACUCUUCUGGUAGCCCAAAAACCAAAUUUAGCGACUCGACAUGAGGACGGUUUUGGAAUCUGAGGAGGGAUGUCCCCGCCUUGCCCACCACCUUUUGGCGAUUGUGCCCAAUGGUAGUGGGUGAGGCCCCAGUGGGUGGCAGGCAGUACUGCUAUGGAUUUUGACCCCGUGUAGGUAACGGAUCUGCCAGGUAGGCGCGCGGUCAAACCUCUUGCUCGUAUGGUCCGUACCUGUUUAUUCACCUUAUCCUCGAAGCUGCCUACAUCACUGCUGGCCUCGCCUGAGGGUCACCACCACCAUUGGGUCACCAGGCGUCGUUUUCCGUGGUUCUCGUCAUCCAGGGCAUUGGGUCCGUCAAAAUUACAUGUUUUCCUAAUGGUAGGGGACGAUCACCGAUCGUUCUUACGGAACUCACUCGUUCUGUUGUGCCUUACGGGCUCUCUCUCUCUCUCGAUCCCAACCAGCAGCCGCACAGUGGCGCGUGAUAUAGGCAGUAUCUUAUUACCGACAAAGACAAGGGAGACUGGAAUGGCCAUUUCUGGCUUAUUAGCCGUCGUCAGCCGGCCAUACCCAAGCCCGAAGUGUGGAAAACUCGAGGCUCGGACUCGUGACCUGUUAGCUAGAAGUCCACGCCUCUAACCUCUGGGCCACGAGCCCGUUGCCCUGUCGGUUUUCGAUCAGGAAUAUACACUGAUAGGGGGCGCGCACCGAUCGUUAUUACGGAACUCACUCUUUCCGAUGUGUGUUUCGCCUUUUUUGACGGACAGAAGUGAGCGCAUGUCUGCGUUGCCCCUCUUCGCAGUGCUACCCCGAGGCUGAUGACCUGUGUUCUCCUUUUCAUAGCAGUCAGUUGCUCGGAGGAGUAAAGCUCUUACACUUGUGAACUCACACUUUUCAUUGCUCCUUCCAGGUUGCAGAGAUCGCAUCGACUUGGGCCGGCCAAUUGCAGGAAUUGGAUAGCCGCGAUAACCCAGAUAAAUGUUUCUUCGCCUUUGCACAGGGUGCAGACAACCUUUCUCGCGCACUAGCUGAAUUACUUGUGCAUCCAAAGCUUCGUAAUCUUCCUCGGGAAUUUCGAGCCUCUUCUUUCGUCGCUCAUCCCAUGAGGUCCAUUCCUUCCUACUAA